AUGUCCAACUUCCUCAACCAGGAUUUUGGCUCGGACGAUGAGGAUGAUGAGUUUAAUCCCGGCCCCGUUGAUGAGUCUGAGGGCGAGGACUCCAAGCCGGCCAAGUCCAGCAGACGCGGCGCUGAUAGCUCUGACAAUGUAAAAAAUGAAGGCGACCCAGACGAAGACGAUGCCAAGGACGUUGUUGAUGAUGAGGAGCAAGACGAGGAGGAUGAAGAGGACGAGGAUGAAGAUGCGGAGGACGACGACGAGGCCGUGGAGGCCCGUCCCCGCAAGCGCAGACGCGGUCCCCUCAACCCUUUCAUCGAUGAAGAGGCCGGUGUCGACGAGGAAGAAGAUGAAGCCGAAGACGAUGAGGAUGAACUCGCCGAGUUCGGCACAGAGAUGCACCCCGACGACCUCGACCAGUUGCCUGCCGGGGCCGAAACAGAUGACCGCCGCCACCGACAGCUCGAUCGCCAGCGUGAGCUCGAUGCUACAAUGGACGCAGAGAAGCAGGCGCAGUUGCUCAAGGAGCGCUAUGGACGGAACCGCGCCGCAGCUACAGACGCACUCGUGAUUCCCAAGCGGUUGCUUCUUCCCAGUGUGGAGGACCCGAGUAUCUGGGGUGCUCGCUGCAAGCCUGGAAAAGAGCGCGAGGUCGUUUAUUCCAUCCAGAAGCGUAUCGAGGAGCGCCCGGCUGGAUCUCGUAACCCGAUUCGGAUCAUAUCGGCUUUCGAGCGCGGACAUCUCAUGCAGGGCUGGUUCUACUGUGAGGCGCGCAGACAGGCUGAUGUUAUUGAGGGCUUGGAGGGUAUCAACUUCUACUACCCCUCCCAGAAGAUGACUUUGGUUCCCGUCAAGGAAAUGCCCGAUCUCCUCAAGGUCCAGAAAUCGGAGGAGCUUAUGCCGGGUGGAUGGGUUCGUAUCAAGCGUGGUCGUUACCAGGGCGAUUUGGCCCAGAUCGAAGAAGUUGAGACAAACGGUCUUAAUGUUACUGUCCGACUUGUUCCCCGUCUUGACUACGGCAUGAAUGAUGAUGCUGCUGCUAUGAUGGGCCCCGAUGCGAAGCGCAAGCGUGGCGCUAUGAACACGAUUCGCCCCCCGCAGCGUCUGUUCAACGAGUCCGAGGCGAAGAAGAAGCACGCGAAAUACCUCUCGGCUACAUCUGGUUUGGGUGGCAAGUCUUGGAGCUACCUCAACGACACUUACAUUGAUGGCUUCCUUAUCAAGGAUAUGCGCGUCCAGCACUUGAUCACCAAGAACGUCAACCCGAGACUGGAGGAAGUGACGAUGUUUGCUCGCGGAGGAGAAGAUGGCACUGCGAACCUGGAUCUCGCUUCUCUGGCCGAGACCCUGAAGAACUCGACCGCUGAGGACUCAUACCAGCCCGGAGACCCUGUCGAGGUCUAUCGGGGUGAACAGCAAGGCUUGAUCGGUCGCACCGUCUCAACUCGCGGAGACAUUGUUUCAUUGCAGGUUACCGAGGGAGACCUGGCUGGCCAGACAAUUGAUGCCCCUGUUCGAACUCUGCGUAAGCGUUUCCGCGAGGGUGACCACGUUAAGGUCAUUGGAGGCAGCCGUUACCAGAACGAACUAGGCAUGGUGGUGCAAGUCAAGGAUGACACUGUCACCCUUCUCAGUGACAUGAGCAUGCAGGAGAUUACUGUCUUUAGUAAAGACCUUCGUCUUUCUGCGGAGAUGGGCGCUGAUGGCCAACUUGGAAUCUAUGAUGUCCAUGACCUUGUUCAACUUGAUGCUGCAACCGUCGCCUGUGUCAUUAAGGUUGAUCGCGAAUCUCUUCGUGUUGUGGACCAGAACGGCUCUCUCCGCAAUGUCCUCCCUACCCAGAUUGCCAACAAGAUCGAACCUCGUCGGGAUGCUGUUGCGACUGACCGCAAUGGUGCAGAGAUCCGAAAUGGCGACACUGUUCGCGAGGUCUACGGAGAGCAGAGAACCGGAGUUAUCCGCCAUAUCCACCGUUCAUACCUUUUCUUGCACAACAAAGCCCAAGCUGAAAACGCAGGCAUUUCCGUGGUGAGAACGACAAACGUCGUCACUGUGUCCGCGCGGGGUGGACGGCCGACUGGUCCUGAUCUGACCAAGCUGAACCCUGCCCUUAACAUGCAGGCACCUGGCGGCGGUCGUGGCGCGGCGAUGCCACCACCUUCACGUGGUCGCGAUCCGCUCCUCGGAAAAACUGUUGCUGUUCGCAAGGGCCGCUACAAGGGUCUGGUGGGUAUUGUCCGUGAUGCCGAUGAUAAGAACGCCCAGGUCGAGCUCUACACAGUCAACAAGCCCGUUCAAAUAGACCGGAAUAUUCUUACACCCAAGGACCCGAUCACUAAGCAGAAUUUGGAUUCUGGUCGCGGACGUGGCCGUGGAGGAGGUGGAGCAGGGGGUUCGCGUGUUCCUUAUGGCUCUGGCGCUCCUUCAGGCGCGCCUGGCUGGUCGGGUGGUCGCACCCCAAUGACCGCUGCCGAUUCCUCGAGAACCCCCGCUUGGGGUGGCGCCGCCGCUUCACGAACCCCCGCCUGGGGUGGCAUGAGCGGCUCUCGCACUCCAGCCUGGAAGAACGACGGAUCCCGCACCUCCAAUCCUUACGAAGCUGGAAACCGCACUGCCUAUGGAGGCAUCGGUAACCGCACACCGGCAUGGAACUCUGGCUCUCGCACUCCGUACGACUCCGGCUCCGGCUACGACGCGUUCGCCUCCGGAACUCGCACUCCCGCCUGGGGCGGCGCAAGCGCGAACACCGGCAACCGGACGCCUGCCUGGGGUGGUCUCUCCAACGGCCGAGACCAACGCGACUUCGACGACGCCCCCACCCCCGGCGGAGGUUACUCUGCUCCUACCCCGGGCGCUUACGCAGCCCCCACACCAGGUGCCUCAGCACCAACACCCGGCGCCUGGCCCGACAGCGCCCCCACACCCGGAGCCUUCAACGCGCCGACUCCAGGUGGCAUGCCGAAGCGAGGAGGCUAUGACGCCCCAACCCCAGCUGCAUAUGAUGCACCAACCCCAGCCAUGGGCGGCGCGGCAGCUACACCAGGUGCGGGCUACGGGGAUGAUGACGGUGGCCCGCGUUACGACGAGGGCACUCCUAGCCCGUAA
Penicillium cinerascens is the source of this 3093-nucleotide messenger RNA. It is a transcript of the gene spt5, whose product is annotated as transcription elongation factor spt5. Gene Ontology annotation, molecular function: protein binding; mRNA binding. Lineage: Eukaryota; Fungi; Ascomycota; Eurotiomycetes; Eurotiales; Aspergillaceae. Gene Ontology annotation, cellular component: DSIF complex. Gene Ontology annotation, biological process: regulation of DNA-templated transcription elongation; regulation of transcription by RNA polymerase II; transcription elongation by RNA polymerase II. Bases 1 to 3093 code for a protein of 1030 amino acids. The record is from RefSeq and is a predicted model, not a curated record. The transcript is spliced from 4 exons.